AUGGCUUUACAUAAUUUGGUUUUUGUUAUCGAUGUGGAUUAUGGAGAUCACGAUUCGGGCGAUCAACUGGAUGUCAGGAUUCAUUUCGUGAAACGAGGAAUAUUAAACAUUCUCUUACAUUUCGGCUACAAAUAUGGAUUUGAGAAAGUGCGAUGGGGUUACAAGUUCUUUGACUCCAAGACUGGCCGCAACGCCAGUCUCAUAUCAAGAGUAUCUGAUUUCAAGGAGCUUCGGCACAAAAUAUUUGAGGACUUUGAGCAAGAGUUUGAAGCCAAAUUUGAUGUGAAGGAGAAAGCGUGCCCAUCUCAACAGAAACAACGAUCAAAUCACUCGGUUUCGGUUCAAAAUGCACUUAAAGAAACCCUAUUGGACUUCCAGUGGGACAGACCAGACAUCACCUCCCCUACUAAACUGUCCUUAAGGCCCAGGAAGUCGAGUCGUGGUGGAAGACCCAGUGUGUCACAUGAAGAUGACAUUUUAACUAACGAGAGGAAUGUGGUGUUUAUUGUCUCGCAGUGUCCACUUUCAAGGGCGCAGCUCGUGGACUACCUGUCUUUGAGAGACAAUAGCCUUCCUACAGAUGUGACAGACCACGUUAUAGCCAAAGGACUUCAGGAUAUGCUGGUUCAGAGACAAGUUGUCCUCCACUGGAUUGACUGUAGAUCACACGUCCAGGUUAUGAGGUGUGAGGACUAUUUUGGCUGUGACAAGCUGUCUGAGGUCCUAGCUCAGAUGGAUGGCAGAAUAGUCCCUGUGGUUGCACUGCUGAACCUUUGUAGCGUUCAACAGCCCAACUCAGGAUUCAUGAGGGAGUCUUUUGCAUUCAAGUCCAGCAUUGGAUACUUGUUGUCUUCUGAACAACACUACCGCCUGGCUUUUCCUGUUAUAGGAGGUGUCCUGCAGUGGCAGCAAGGUGAAGUGACACAGCGCUGUGGUGUCAUGAUGGAGCCAGUGACUCGAAGACAGAAGCUUCUCCCAGAAUCUGUCAAAAUGUCCUUAAAAGAAGUUCUGAAAGGCUGGGAUGCUUCAUCACUGAUGCAGACCUCCACAGAGUCGUGGGUGAUUCAUGGCUCCAGUAGUGGUGACCAGGGAGCUGCUGCCUUCCAGCAUCUCUUAAUGGAUCUAUCUACUCAUGCUCUGCACGUGCUUGCUGAGGUGAAUGACAAUGGGCUUCUAUGCUCGGCUGUGCUCUCUCCACUAUCACACUCUACAGCUCUGCUCUCCAUUCUCCAGCCUGUAAUUGCUCAGUCUAACCAGCGACUGACCACUGAAGGCAUUACCCCUGCCUCGGCUGAAACCUCUGCUGACCUUCCAGACAUUGUGAACAGUGUUCUGGGAGUAGUGUAUGACAUCAUGAAGCAGGAUGGUGAUAGUGUUAAUGACCAGUUAAAGGAGAAUCCCAUUCCUGAGUGGGCUCAGCAGGAAUUCAGCCACAGUCCACCAGCAACAAACAUGUUGGAGACUUGGUUCCCUCAGUCGGACUAUUCCGGAGUGAGCUCUCAUUUAAUGGAGUCCAUGAGGUUGCUACAUGCAGUACCGGAGGAGAGAGAAGACGAGAACUUACCUGCACUGCAGCAGGAACUCCUUAGUGGUCUGGCUGAAAUAUACCAAUCAUCCCAGGACUCAGAAAAGAGGGGAAAGAAAUGUGGCGCCCACCGCACACCAGUGAAACAGAAGAUGAAGACCAUGAGUCGUUCCUUGCAGAUGCUAAAUGUGGCACGCUUGAAUGUAAAAGCCCAAAAGAACCAGGCUGAGUCUGAGCAGCUUGGAACUGAGGGUAGGGAAGCGGACAGAACAGGGAAGAGACGGUCAAGUGACAGGAACAAACCUGGAGUAGCAAACGUGAGCAGUUUUAAAAGUGAGUCAGAGCUGCUGUCCCAUCUGAAGUCCAGUUAUGAGAAGUUUAUGGCUGAGAGAGAGGAGUCUGUCUUUAUGGGUGUUCAGCAGCUUGUUUCUUCUGUAAAGGCCUUCCUUGCAGCAGAAUCAGAUUGGGAGGCAAAGACCUCCUUGCUUGUUCAACAGCAUCUCCUCAAGACCAGCAAGUCAAUCAGACAGCUCUAUGGAAUGGCUGCUGAUGUUGAUAGUAAAGUCAGGGAGUGCCAGCUGCAAGUGGUGUUAAGGCUGGAGCUGUGCAGACUUUUCUCCACGGAGCAGUCAGACUCACUGGAUGUUGAUCAGAUGGCAGAGGAGGUGGCUGAAAUGCUUCGAAUAAUCUCCCUGACCAGAGACCCAGUUUUCCUAACGAGGUUCCUUCAAGAUGAGGUCAUGCCAGGGUUCCUGACCGCAAUCCCCAGAGUGCUUGCAGAAAUCUACCACAGUCUGGGCACACAGCUCCCUGAAGUUUUGCUGGCAGUCUUGCCUCCAGACUUCUUCAGUGAUGACUCGGUAGCCAAGGACAGCAUUUCUCCUUCAGCGUCUUCACUUCCCCUGUCUGCACAGUGCCUGGCUUCAAAUGACAAAGAUGGACUACAGGACCUGCGGAACCGCUCAGGCAACAAAAGGAGGAGUGGGAUGCUGACUCGCCAUCGCAGCAUGACGGAAUCAUCACAGAGUCUUCGGCAAAUAGAGAUCCCCAAAAAGGCUACAAGAGCUUCCAAAUCAAAGGAUCGAGUAACUUUGGAUAAACCGGUUGAGGAACCCCAUCCCCCAAAACAAGAAACACAAGAGGUGACCAAGGUGAGAAGAAACCUCUUCAACCAAGAGAUUGUUUCCCCUUCAAAGAAAGCCAAGCUACAAAGGAGCCGCUCUGUGUCUGCUGUGGAAGGAGUGAAACGCAAGCGAUCCCAUGAGCCUGAAGAGAGGCACAGGCUUCUUACGAAAAAAGUGUGUGAGACUCCCCUUCACAAGCAAGUGUCUAGUCGUCUACUACACAGGCAGAAAAUUGGAAGAAAACCUGUCCUAACUGAGGAGUGUAUUGUGGAAGAAUCACCAGUGAAACCUUCAGAAGAUCUAAGAAGGAGCCCAAGAAUAAAGAAGUUCGCUCGAAGACACUCAAGCACUUUUUAUUCAAGUUCUCAGCCUCGUUCCCGCAACCUGGACCAGGCUCUCUCUGCAUCCCAGCUUAGUCUGAGUGAUGGCAAAAUAUGUGGGGUUAAUGUAAAAACAGUUCGGUCUCCCAUGCGUCUUCUUUUUGGAGCUGCUGAGUCUCCCAGUCAUUCUAACCAGUCAGGUGCAACCAGGCCCAGCAGGUCACGGCUAUCCACAGACUCGAGCGUCUUUGAGACUCCAGACAAAACCUCAAAAUCACCCAACAAACGAGGGAGGGCCAGUAUUGCAAACACGACUCCAAAAACACCUAGGACUCCUCCGACCCCUAAAUCCCCCAAGACCCCACCUUCAACCAGGACGCAUGUUUUGUCAGUUGCAGAGAGUCCUGUGGUAGCUAGCACUAGUGGACUUGGUAUGUCUCUGAGGGGCACUCCUUUCAGAUCUCCAGCCAAAAAGCCUUUUGUUCCAGAGACACCUACAAAGCAAAGCCCCAUAAGGAGCCCUCUGAAGGGUAUUCUCAGGACUCCAGUCAAGGCUUUGAUCGAAGGAUGCACCUCUUCUGAUUUACAUCUGAUCCACAGCCCAAUUUCCAGGACUCCCAGGAAGAGUGUCACGUGGUCUCCCUCUCCACAGAAAUGUAAGAUAGUGGAGAAGAGUGCUAAUUUUAAAGUGCCACAGUCACCGAGUAUUACAUCUCACAGUUCUCUGAGACUGGUGACAUCCAGUAAGUUCAGUAGUCCUGUCAAAAGCACAAACACUAAAAGAGACAUUUUCAAGACCCCAGAAAAGACGUGUCAGGUACACCUAGUAAGAGUAUCAGAACAUGCGCAUAGUAGCUGUUUGACUCCAGAACAAAAUCGAGGGUCUUCUGUAAAACCUCACUCCAGUUUUAAAACACCAGGAAAAGGUGAUGCUGUUCUGGUUGAACCUCAAGCUAAAACCACACCCCCACCAGAACACCACCUUUCCACUCACCCGGACACUACAAGUCAAAAUAAAACGCCUAGUCCAACUCACCAAAUGGUUACUCGUUCUGGGCGAACUCCAGGUAAAAGUUCAAACACUGCUUCCCCAUAUAAUCCUGAAUCUAAUGAGAGUUUGCAGUCAGACCCAAAGGAAGAGGCGCAGACUAAGGCCUCGCAGUCCACUGCAAGUGACGCUAGUUCUCAUACCGAUUCUCAGCAAUUUGAAUCUUCUCAUGGUACCUCUGGAACCACAGAUGAUGAUAGCAUUGACAUAGUUGAUGCAGCCAUUGUAAAAACAGAGUUUAGCGGGGGUCUCAAGAUGAACAUUAGCUUUACACGGAAGCCUUCGCUGUCAAGUGAAGACUUUGUGUCAAACACUGUCUCUGCUAAACCACGUGUCCCAUCCCAUAACACACCAAGCCGGAGUUACGGCUUCCGUCAGACACCUGAUCGCCAGCAGAGGGAGGCUGCUGCUCGUUUAGGAUACGGAAAUGAUUCACCUCGAUUUUCAACCCCUAGAGGCUCAGCAAGACAUGGCCGCCAAAAGGGCACAGGUACGCCAAAUCCUCUUACCUACCAAGUAGAACUGGAAAUGCAAAAAUCAGGACUUCCCAAGCUAAAAAUUAAACGCACAGAUUCCAUGAAUGUAGGAGAGUUUGUCUCAGAUGGAAGUCCUCGAUCAGGAGCGCAUAGCCCUGUUGUAGGUGUGAAACCUCAGUAUGAAAGCCCCUUGGCCUUAUUUUCUAAAUACCGAGAUCCCGGAUGCAUGUCGCCAUCUGUCUGUGCUCAUGUAACCCCAGCCAAGAGCACACCCGGGAAAAGUGGAAGCGUUCAGACUUACAUCUGCCAGUCUUACACACCUACGCACCAUCCUGACUUGUCACCAGUAACUGCAGAGACUGUCCCCCUGACUCCUUCACCUCACAGUGCUGGUAAAGUGACCCCAGAAAACCUCAACAGCUGGCCUCGCAGGAAAAGAGCUCAGAUUAGUGUGUUAGGAGGCAAAGAUCGUGGCCCGAAGGGGGAGCCUCAGCUUGAGGAGCUCCUGGAGGAGGCUGAACUUGGAGUUAGUAGGUUGCAGGACAUUGAGGAUACUGAUGAGCCUUUGGACAACAAAGCUAAAUCAUUAGCUCUGACUUCCAAACAAUCCCCUCCAGUUGGAUCAGAUGCGUCUCCUCUUUCUCCAAUGGAAGAGUUGUACUGGAUGGAAAAGCUGGCUGAGUGCACAGACUCUCACAGGGCUGAAAACGAAACUGACUGGGCAUCUCAAAAUGAAGAUGGCAUAUCAACAGUGACUCCUUCUAGCUCAAAGGUGCGAAAGUCAGUGUCUGCCAGUGGUAUUUUGGCCCUUACCCAGUCCCCAUUGUUGUUCAAGGGCAAAACAGGUUCUGCCAGUAAGAGAACACCAAAUUUUAGAGAAGAAGCUGCAUCAGAGAGGACAGAAAUUGAUGGAGUGGACCUGUCUCCCUUCAGCCAACCAAAGAAACGCUCAAAGACAGGAAAGACCUACAGCAGGAAGAGACUAAUUCACUGAGUUACAAAGUAAAGUGGCCAACAAAGCAGAAAGUUUGUUCAUUCUAUGCUUAACUCUGAAGCUGAGCCUUUUGAUGACAGAUCUGAAACAUGUCUUUAAAGCACCACUUGAAAAUGUUUUUUUACAUGAAACAACGUCCCAUUCAAUCAGCUCUCUCGACACUUUUGAUCCAGACAUUUUCUCUUCCAAC
Messenger RNA from Pelmatolapia mariae (spotted tilapia), 5677 nucleotides. RefSeq names its product TopBP1-interacting, checkpoint, and replication regulator (gene ticrr). Gene Ontology annotation, cellular component: nucleus. The transcript is spliced from 22 exons. Lineage: Eukaryota; Metazoa; Chordata; Actinopteri; Cichliformes; Cichlidae. Bases 1 to 5487 code for a protein of 1828 amino acids. The record is from RefSeq and is a predicted model, not a curated record. Gene Ontology annotation, biological process: mitotic G2 DNA damage checkpoint signaling; mitotic DNA replication checkpoint signaling; DNA replication. Gene Ontology annotation, molecular function: chromatin binding.